UGGCGUUGGACUUGGCUGAGAGCAAAGCCAUCGCGGGGAAAAUCCGCGGAGAGCACCCAAAAUCGCCAUCACAAAGACAACUACUUAACCCAUGUAGUGCCAGUUGGCUUCCAGUGCGGGAGCAAAGCGCAUCUGCUGGUUUCAUUCCAUCAAUCACUGAAUGUACGAUACUAGAUUGCGUUUCUUGAAUUUCUUGUCCCUUUUCUUCUUUCCAGAGUAAUUGUUCUGCUUCUGCUUCUCUUCAAUCCUUGCUGUCCACGAUGACGUCGAUUGCCGAUGAAUCUGUAGCGACCAUCCUCUGCACCUCAAAGCAGACGCGCUUUCACAUCGAGUCGCCCAAUUAUCGCGAGCUCGACAUCGAAGGCAUCUCCAUCACCGUCACUUCGGGCAGCAAGGCCAGCGGCAAGUCUACGGCAAAGAGCAAGGGCAAGGCAAAGGCUGAGGGCAUUGAGAUCCUCACUAAUGCCAAAUUGAGGCUGAAGGAAGGCCAACGGUAUGCUCUUGUCGGACGCAAUGGGACAGGAAAAUCUACGUUGCUCAAGGCUAUUGCGGAGAAGCUCAUCCCUGGAAUCCCCGAGGGAACCAGAAUAGCACUUCUGCAGCAAUCUAGACUCGUCGGUGAGAAUUCCGAUGGAAAGCCUGCCUCUGAAGGUGGCUCUGCCGCAAGCGUCUUGGAAGAGGUGAUUGAGCGAGCUACGGCGAAGCAGACUGUUGAGCAGGAGAUAAAGGUCCUAUCCGAAGGCGUCAAUGCCUCGGAUUCAUACGCCCCGGUUCGAGCCUUACGCCAGUUAAAGCAUCACCGCCACCAGCAACGUGUCUUCCGACUCGACAAGGACGCCAGACUUCGCAGUGGCGCUCGUGGACUGCAGGCGCGUAAAGCAUUGGUGGCAUACGAGAAAGUCGUUGCCGAGUCCGGCAUUGUCCUGUGUAGUUUGGAGCAGGCGAACGACGACAUCACGCCCGAUAUCCUCCAAGCGGAAACGCAGGAGGCUAUUGAUAUGCUAGCCGAUCUUCAGAUCCAGGUCGAUCCCUCUCACGUUGCUGAGACGGAGUCGCAGGCCAAGAGGAUACUCACUGGUCUUGGGUUUUCAGAGUCGCUCAUGGCGAAGCCCAUCACGAGUCUCUCGGGUGGAUGGCACAUGCGCGCAUCCCUCGCAACAGCUCUGCUCCAGGAGACAGACAUUCUUAUCCUCGACGAGCCCACCAACUUCCUCGACCUCCUGGGUAUCAUCUGGCUCCAGCGCUACCUCCAAGGUCUCGAGGAUACGGACAAGGCCCCGACCCUGAUCCUCGUCUCCCACGAUCGCGACUUCAUUUCCGUCUGCACUGAUAUUAUCAUUUUGAAGGAUAAGCAGCUUACAUCUUUUCACGGUGAUCUUCCCACCUAUGAGGCCUCCCAGUCGGAGCGUAAGCUCUGGCUCACCAAGAUGAAGGACGCUCAGGACAAGCAGAAGGCACACAUUGAAAAGUCCAUUGCCGCCAACAUCAAGGCCGGCAAGGCCAACGACGACCAGAACAAGCUCAGACAGGCAAAAUCCCGACAGAAGAAGCUCGACGACCGCUGGGGCCUGCAAGUCAGCAAUCGCGGCGGCCGCUUCAAGCUGAACCGCGACCUCGUGGGAUUUCACCUCACCGCUCGCGAGGAUAUUGAUAUCGCCCCCGAGGACCGCCCCGUCGUCAUCUGCCUACCAGAGACCCUCGACUUGCGGUUCCCAGGGGCGCUCAUCUCCCUCGAAAAGGUCGCAUUUCGAUACUCGCCCAAGACCCCUCUCGUGGUCCAGGAUAUCACCCUCUCCGUCAGCAUGGGCGACCGCAUCGGCAUCUUGGGCCUGAACGGCGCCGGGAAGUCCACGCUAGUAAAACUGCUAGUUGACGAAACCCGGCCGUCCUCCGGCAUAGUCACCGCCCAUCCGCGCCUGAAGCUGGGCUACUACUCCCAGCACGCCGUCGACGCUCUCCAGGCCAUCGGGCGCGAAGAACCAGGUCUCACAGCUCUAGCUCUUCUCACUCGCGAGGUUGGAGCGCAAACUGAUGAGAUUAACGAGGGGGAACUCCGUGGCCUCUUCGGCAAGCUCGGCCUCCCCGGCCAUUUCGCCUCCGACGUGCCUCUCAUGAAGCUCUCAGGUGGCCAAGUCGUCCGCGUCGAACUCGCCCGGCUGCUGUGGCGACAACCUCACUGCCUGAUCCUCGAUGAAGUCACCACACAUCUCGACUACGAGACGGUGACGGCGCUGCGGGAGGCGCUGCGUGAUUGGGAGGGCGCUGUCAUCCUUGUGAGCCACGACCGAUGGUUCAUGCGAGGUGUGGUGGAGGGGGCACGGGAUGAGGAUGAAGAGGAUAGCGACGAGGAGGACGAUGACGAAGAGAGCCCGAGGAGGCGAGUGGUGUAUCGGUUGAAGGGAGGAAAGAUGAGUGUUUUGGAGAAUGGAGUGGAUGAGUUCGAGCAACUCAUGGAGAAGAGGGUGAAGAAACUACUCCAACAGUGA
This is a messenger RNA of Ilyonectria robusta, 2486 nucleotides long. RefSeq names its product ABC transporter. The record is from RefSeq and is a predicted model, not a curated record. The transcript is spliced from 5 exons. Gene Ontology annotation, molecular function: ATP hydrolysis activity; ATP binding. Lineage: Eukaryota; Fungi; Ascomycota; Sordariomycetes; Hypocreales; Nectriaceae. Bases 261 to 2486 code for a protein of 741 amino acids.